This is a messenger RNA of Perca flavescens (yellow perch), 3327 nucleotides long. Its product is annotated as dynamin-1-like protein. Bases 431 to 2452 code for a protein of 673 amino acids. Gene Ontology annotation, molecular function: GTP binding; GTPase activity; microtubule binding. Gene Ontology annotation, biological process: endocytosis; mitochondrial fission; peroxisome fission. The record is from RefSeq and is a predicted model, not a curated record. NCBI's taxonomy places the organism in Eukaryota, Metazoa, Chordata, Actinopteri, Perciformes, Percidae. The transcript has 18 exons. Gene Ontology annotation, cellular component: cytoplasm; mitochondrion; microtubule.
AACGUCGGUAAGGUCAUAACGGUCGGUUGUUCCACCGGCUAAGCUAGUGUUAGCACAAAGCUAGCUAGCACUUCUCUUUCAUUUCAGCCUUUAACAUUACCACUUAACGUUAGCUUUAACCAGCUAACAUUAACUGAUAAAACCUAGCUAGCCUUCUGGCCUGUGCAGCUUUAUCAUUUGUUGCCAUGUAACUUAGACGUUAGGUCAGCGCCGUGAGGAUUAAUAAUAGCCAGUGUUUAGUUCGAAAUCCUAACGUUACUUUUAGUGAGUAACGUUAAACUGGGAGGAUUCGACAAAUUGUUGGUCUUAUAGCUAACUGAUACUUGGGCGUUACACCCCUCUCAUCAGGACCACUUCCCCCUCCCCCUCGGCAAAUCAGACUUUCUAGGGGAAUAACCGUUAACGUAAGUGUGCCUAGUGUACUGGAAGGAUGGAGACUCUGAUUCCCACCAUCAACCGGCUGCAAGAGGUGUUUCUCACAGUGGGUGCAGAGGUCAUACAGCUCCCUCAGAUAGUCGUGGUCGGAUCUCAGAGCAGUGGAAAGAGCUCUGUGUUGGAGAGCCUGGUUGGACGGGACUUUCUGCCUCGGGGAUCAGGAAUAGUCACGAGACGACCCCUCGUGUUGCAACUUGUUAAUGUUGCCCCUCUGCAGGAGAGACUGAAGAACGAGAAUGGAAAUGGGGUAAAGCAAAAUGCCCAAAGCAGCUACCCAGGUGUCAAAGCUGAAGAAUGGGGUACAUUCCUGCACUGCAAGAACCAGAUCUUUGCAGAUUUUCAGGAAAUCCGUCGGGAAAUUGAAGCCGAGACUGAACGCGGUUCAGGUGACAACAAGGGAAUCACUCCAGAGCCCAUAUAUUUGAAGAUUUUCUCCCCCAAAGUCCUUAAUCUGACCCUGGUUGAUUUACCUGGAAUUACUAAGGUUCCCGUUGGCGACCAGCCAGAGGAUAUUGAGGCACAAGUACAAGAGAUGAUCCUGUCCUUCAUCUCCAAUCCAAACUCUCUCAUCCUCACAGUGUCCCCUGCCAAUUCUGACUUGGCCACCUCUGAUGCUCUGAAAUUGGCUCGCGAGGUCGAUCCAGAUGGUCGUCGAACACUGCUGGUGGUCAGUAAGCUAGACCUGAUGGAUGCAGGGACUGAUGCUCUGGAGGUCCUUCUGGGUCGAGUCAUUCCAGUCAGACUUGGGAUUAUUGGAGUGGUUAACAGGAGCCAGCAUGACAUCAAUACCCAGAAGAGCCUGGAGGACACAGUGAGGGAUGAGCAUGCCUUCCUGCAGCGCCAUUACCCCUCGCUGGCCUCCCGCGCCGGCUCACGCUAUCUAGCCAAAACUCUCAGCCGGCUGCUCAUGCACCACAUCCGGGACUGCCUGCCAGAGCUCAAAACCCGAGUAACCGUGCUCAGUGCCCAGUACCAGGCGCAGCUCAACAGCUACGGCCAGCCAGUCGAGGACCACAGUGCCACCCUGCUGCAGAUAGUCACCAAGUUUGCUAGCGAUUACUGCAACACCAUCGAGGGAACAGCCAGAUACAUCCAGACCUCCGAGCUCUGUGGGGGUGCUCGGAUCUGUUACAUAUUCCAUGAGACCUUUGGGCGCACUUUGCAGUCCAUCGACCCCCUGGGAGGACUGACGGAGCUUGAUAUCCUCACUGCCAUCCGCAAUGCAACGGGUCCGCGGCCAGCACUUUUUGUUCCCGAGGUGUCCUUUGAGUUGUUGGUGAAGCGGCAAAUUAAGCGGCUGGAGGAGCCAAGUAUGCGCUGUGUAGAGCUGGUUCACGAAGAGCUGCAGAGGAUCAUCCAGCACUGCUCCUCCUACAGCACACAGGAGCUUAUACGUUUCCCCAAACUGCACGAUUCCAUUGUGGAAGUAGUGACUGGAUUACUGAGGAAGCGCUUGCCGGUUACUAAUGAAAUGGUACACAAUUUAGUAGCAAUAGAGCUCGCCUACAUCAACACAAAACACCCAGACUUCACGGAUGCAGCUCAGGUCUCUGCGUCCGUCAACAGUCAGCAGGCGGAGGCUCUUGAUGGAGGGAAGCGCUGGAAGAACGAGAAGGUUGCAGAAGAGAGGAUUCCGGCUGCAGGCUUUGGCAGUCCCAGCAAAAGCCAGGCUAUUAACCUCCUCGACUCAGCAAUGCCCGUAUCCCGCAAGCUGAGUGCAAAGGAGCAGAGGGACUGCGAGAUCAUCCAGCGCCUCAUCAAGUGCUACUUCCUCAUUGUCCGCAAAAGCAUCCAGGACAGUGUGCCCAAGACAGUGAUGCACUUCCUGGUGAACUUUGUGAAAGAGCAUCUGCAGAGUGAGCUGGUGGGUCAGCUUUACAAACAGGGACUGCUGCAGGAGCUGCUCAUUGAGUCCCAGGACACGGCACAGCAGCGGACCGAGGUGGCUCAAAUGCUUGAGGCACUCAAAAAAGCCAAUAACGUCAUCUCUGAGAUGAGGGAGACGCAUCUGUGGUAGCCAGAGGAAACCAACGAUUCCCUUUGUCAUAGGACUGCUUAAGAGUAUGAGAGUGGAUGUGAGUUUACAGCACAGAGUGCGUCUGUGUGAUAGUGUGCACGUUUGUCUAUGUGUGGCAGCACCACUGUUUUCUCUCAUGGACCAAUGACCAUAGCGCAUUUAGAUCAGCUGUCCUGACCAGUACACUGGGGCUGUUGCUUUUCACUGUGAACGUUGUGUAGCAAAGCAAAUUAAUUAAACUCUCAGGCCGAAAGUGUUUCUGCUAAGUUGAAAUGUGAAAGCCACAGCUGCGAACAAAUUAUUAUUGUUAUUAUAAUUCUAUUUGCUGUAAAUGUGAGAUGUAUAUUAUAUGUGGAGUAUUUAAGAUGUUCUCUGGGGUGUUUUAUUUCCGGGGAUCAAAACGUGUUCACACUGUAUAAUUCUACACUUUCCCAAAAAACAACAACCUGGGCUUCCUCUGAGUCCCUUAAGCAGUUGCUGAAAUAAUAAUGAAAUAUGUUAGAUUAGAUAUGAUCCAACUUUAAUCCCUUUGUUGGAGCACUCUUCAGCGAUGGAAAUGAAGUGGAAAUCCAACUCAAUCAAUGCUGACUGAAAUACAGGACUGAAGACAGACCAUCAUUUGCAGAAAUUACAGAAUGAACGCAGAUAGUUUUUCCAGCUCUGUCGUGCUUAUCUAUAUCAGCUUCAUUUUUUUUCAGAGCCAGAUUUACAUAUCAGCCCUUUACCGUUAACGGUUGCACUGACUUUCUAGCUUUGUGUGUAGUCAUAAACGAGGAAACCAAACAUUCUCAACAUGCAUUUACAUUUACCUCUGUAGGAGACUCGCACAUAGAACUGGACAGUUAUAGUAUGUUGUUUUGUUUUUUUUAUAUAUA